Messenger RNA from Ceratosolen solmsi marchali, 1194 nucleotides. Its product is annotated as L-galactose dehydrogenase. Lineage: Eukaryota; Metazoa; Arthropoda; Insecta; Hymenoptera; Agaonidae. The coding region runs from base 7 to 1050 and encodes 347 amino acids. The record is from RefSeq and is a predicted model, not a curated record. Gene Ontology annotation, molecular function: L-galactose dehydrogenase activity. The transcript is spliced from 8 exons. Gene Ontology annotation, cellular component: cytosol.
ACUGAAAUGUCAAGGGUAGAUUUACCGCCAACAUACGUUGAAGGUUUUCACAACCUUGAAGCGGUAAAGUUAAUGGAAUAUAAAGUAUUAGGAAAUACUGGUUUAAAAGUAAGCAGAUUAUCACUUGGUGGUGCACCUUUGGGAUGUCAUUAUGGAGAAUUUGACGAAGAAGAAGGCAUUAGAUUAAUUAUAACUGCAAUAAAAAAUGGAAUAAAUUAUAUCGAUACUGCUUAUUAUUAUGGACAAGGCAAAUCUGAAACUAUACUUGGAAAGGCACUUAAAAAAGUUCCUCGUCAAGCUUAUUACAUAGCUACUAAAGUUGGAAGAUAUGGAUUAGACUAUGAACAUAUGUUUGACUUUACGACAGAAAAAACUUGCCAAAGCGUAAAAAAGAGUUUAAAACUCCUUCAACUCACUUACAUCGAUAUCAUUCAAGUCCACGACAUUGAGUUCGCGCCAUCCUUGGACAUCAUCCUAACGCAAACGCUACCGGAGCUGUCGCGUCAAGUGGCUCAAGGACGUGCAAGGCACAUCGGUAUCACUGGCUAUCCCGUUUCCAUUCUUAAAGAGUGCAUUGAGAAAAGCAAUAUUAGAAUCGCCUGCGUACUAAGUUACGCGAGACUUACAUUGAUCGAUGAUACCCUGUCUCAAUACAUUCCAUUUUUCAAGGAACGUAAUGUCGGAAUUAUAAGUGCUGCAGCAUCAUGCAUGGGACUCUUAUCUAGUAGAGAAGUUCCAGUCUGGCAUCCAGCUGACGAUGACGUAAAGAAAAUUUGUAAAGAAGCUGGACAAUACUGCAAAGAUAACAACGUGGAAUUGGCAAAAUUGGCAAUUUGGCACUCUUUACAAUGUACAGAUAUUGAUACACAUUUGGUUGGUAUGCAAAAUUGUCAGGAGUUAAACAUCAAUGUAGAUGUGACUAUCAAUGGAAUAACCGAGAAAGAAAAAGAUCACAUAGAUCAUAUAAAAGAAAAGUAUCUGUCAAGACUUUCAAAUAAACAUUGGGAGGGAGUUGAGCUCGAAAAAUAUUGGAAAGCUGUUAAGCUCUAAUCAAAUCUCGAUCUGAUUCUCAGAUUCUCGAUAAUUGCUUUAUUUAUAUAACAGAUGAAUGCAAUUUAUAGAGCAAUGUAACUAUUAUGAAUAAUUUAAAAAAAAAUAAAAUAAAUUGUUGUAUAAACAUUGAUCUUAUUUUAC